Messenger RNA from Aspergillus heteromorphus CBS 117.55, 1298 nucleotides. It is a transcript of the gene rsmA, whose product is annotated as putative bZIP transcription factor (Fcr3). The coding region runs from base 378 to 1298 and encodes 306 amino acids. NCBI's taxonomy places the organism in Eukaryota, Fungi, Ascomycota, Eurotiomycetes, Eurotiales, Aspergillaceae. Gene Ontology annotation, molecular function: DNA-binding transcription activator activity, RNA polymerase II-specific; transcription cis-regulatory region binding. The record is from RefSeq and is a predicted model, not a curated record. The transcript is spliced from 3 exons. Gene Ontology annotation, cellular component: RNA polymerase II transcription regulator complex.
CCGGAAAUGCCAAUUUUGUCGGCCUGGUCCUCUCAUCUCCUCUCUAUGUUCAGCCUUACGACGUACUGCCCUACCUGCUAAGCAGGAUGCGUAGUGGAAAGUGAGUAUAGUUGGGUCCGGCGGCCAAUGACAGCGGGGAACUUUAUCCCCUCUCCGCGAUUCCGAGAGCGGGCCGUGAUUGGCUCGGUGGCGGGCACGGAAUCGUGCCGUGAUUGUGCCGCUAUUCUAGGCCCAGAUUACUCGAUCGCUCCCUUCAGGUCCUCUUUGAGUCUCCUCUUGGCAUCAUCUCUCCUUAUCGAACAAAGCCAACCAACCGUCAGCACAUCCAGUUUUUCCCAUUCACCCUUCCAUUUCCAUUCCCUCAGGGACGAGGCGAAAUGGAUUACUCGUUCUAUUCCAACACCCAUCAGCAGCCGUUCCCUCUGUACGGCGUCCACGGACUGCCAACCCCCGACCACAGUAAUCCGACACCUCGUGCCGAAGAGCUUCAAGGCACGUUCGGUCCUCUGGGUUCGCAAAACUACCCGCCCUUCGAUCCAACCUUGCGCUUUCACGAUCCCCACGGUGGCGCCUCCUUUGUCCCUCCACCUCACUCGCCGCCCGAGUCCACCACCAAGCAAUCGGUCUCAAGCAAUGACUAUCCCAAUAACCACUACGAUCGAGCAUCGCCUGACGGGGACGACCAGCUCUUGGACCUGAACCUCGGCCGAAGCAGUAGUGAAGAGAAGGAGAUCCUCACCCCGGCGCAAUCCAAAAGAAAGGCACAGAACAGAGCAGCUCAGCGCGCAUUCCGCGAACGAAAGGAACGGCACGUGCGCGAUUUGGAGGAGAAAGUCAGCAAUCUCGAAAAUGAAUCCAGCACGCUCAUGGCAGACAACGAGCGGCUCAAGCGCGAACUGGCAAAGUUCACAACCGAGAAUGAAAUCCUUCGUGCAACUUCAGGCUCCCUCCGCCACACGAACCAUCACGCUCCAGACUCUGAGCCGACAACCACCGGGCCGAUGAAGUACUCGCCUAUGGAUUUUAAAUCCGAUUUCGGCUCUGAUGAAGAUCGCGGCCCGCACCACCGAAUAACGGUCUGCGCGAAGACAGGAGAGAAGCUUCUGGGCUCGGCUGCCACGUGGGAUCUCAUCCAGGGGCAUGAGCUCUUCAAGCGCGGCCUGGUGGAUAUCGGCGAUGUCUCGGGUCGGUUGCAGGGAACGGCUCAGUGCGAUGGGCAAGGUCCCGCUUUUCGGGAGAGUGAGGUCCUGAAGGCCAUUGAGGAGAGUGCCGCCUCUGGCAAUGACGAGUUGAUUUAA